Cottoperca gobio is the source of this 961-nucleotide messenger RNA. RefSeq names its product peroxiredoxin 4 (gene prdx4). The record is from RefSeq and is a predicted model, not a curated record. The transcript is spliced from 7 exons. Lineage: Eukaryota; Metazoa; Chordata; Actinopteri; Perciformes; Bovichtidae. Gene Ontology annotation, biological process: hydrogen peroxide catabolic process; response to oxidative stress; cellular response to stress. Gene Ontology annotation, molecular function: thioredoxin peroxidase activity. Gene Ontology annotation, cellular component: endoplasmic reticulum; cytosol. The coding region runs from base 109 to 891 and encodes 260 amino acids.
ACUGAAGAAGAAGAAGAAGAAGAAGAGGAGGAGUAGGGAGAAGGCUUCUCAAAUCCUGCCAAAAGACCAAACACAUUCCAGUCGGGUGCUAUCAAAGGGGUCGACACUAUGGGGUUUCUCUUGCACACUAAUAUAAAGAAGGAGCUUUUCCGUGCGCUAUGUAUCGCAGUCCUCCUCUUCCUCACCACAUCUGCAGAGGAAGACGACAAAGUGAAAAAUUCCCAGUGUCACAACUACGCGGGAGGACACGUCUAUCCUGGAGAGGCUUUCCGCGUGCCUGUGUCUGACCAUUCCCUGCACCUCAGCAAAGCCAAGAUUUCAAAGCCUGCGCCGCACUGGGAAGGGACAGCCGUCAUUAAUGGUGAAUUCAAGGAGCUGAAACUGUCAGACUACAAAGGCAAAUAUCUUGUCUUUUUCUUCUAUCCUCUGGACUUCACGUUUGUCUGCCCCACUGAGAUCAUCGCAUUCAGCGAUCGUGUGCAUGAGUUCAAAGACAUCAAUACAGAGGUGGUCGCCUGCUCCAUCGACUCCCAGUUCACCCACCUGGCCUGGAUCAAUACGCCCAGGAAGCAGGGUGGACUUGGACAAAUGAAAAUCCCUCUGUUAUCUGACCUCACUCACCAGAUUUCAAAAAACUACGGAGUGUACCUGGAGGACCAGGGACACACACUAAGGGGACUCUUCAUCAUCGAUGACAAAGGCAUCCUGAGGCAGAUCACCAUGAAUGAUCUUCCGGUGGGAAGAUCUGUGGAUGAGACUCUGCGGCUUGUCCAGGCCUUCCAGUACACUGACAAACACGGAGAAGUGUGUCCAGCAGGAUGGAAGCCAGGCAGUGACACAAUCAUUCCCGACCCUUCAGGCAAGCUGAAGUAUUUUGAUAAACUGAACUGAUCUGUGUUCCUCUCGUCCCAGUCUGUGAAAUCUUACUGAAAGUCCAAAUAAAAAGUGUUUUCAUAAAAUU